Molecule: messenger RNA, 3152 nt
Organism: Polypterus senegalus (gray bichir)
Lineage: Eukaryota; Metazoa; Chordata; Cladistia; Polypteriformes; Polypteridae
Gene: prodhb
Product: proline dehydrogenase (oxidase) 1b
Exons: 14
Coding region: 88-1944 (618 amino acids)
Cellular component (GO): mitochondrion
Molecular function (GO): proline dehydrogenase activity; FAD binding
Source: RefSeq, a predicted model, not a curated record
CCCAGAGCGGCUUCCGCCCGCUCUUCUAGACUAGCAUCUUACACGUGAGUGUUGGCAUCAUCCAAAAAACAAGACCUCUGAGACGCCAUGUCCUGUGCCUUCCGAGCCCGUUCAGGUAUUUGCCGCAGCCGCGUGCUACUGACACCUUUGGCUGUAAGAAGUCAAUCCAGCGUCGCUACUCCGCAAAACAAGACAACCUCCGAAACUGAUGAUGAAGCGCCAGUGGUCAAGAAGAGGGACGUUCAGGUGGACGACAUCUGCGCCUCCUGCUCGGCUUCCAGAUACCGGGUCUCGAUCGAUUUUGAAAACACCAAGGAGGCUUAUCGCAGCAAGACGACCCUGGAGCUGCUGCGUAGCCUUUUUGUCUUUAAGCUUUGCACUUUCGACUUCGUGGUGGACAGAAACAAAGAGCUCAUGCAGCUCAGCAGAGCAGUGCUGAGGAAGCCACUCUUUGAGAGACUGAUGAAGAUGACGUUUUAUGGGCAGUUUGUUGCUGGAGAGGACCAGGAAACCAUCAAGCCCCUCAUCCGGCGGAACCGAAUGUUUGGUGUGGGCUCUGUGCUGGAUUACAGCGUGGAGGAGGACUUGACACAAGAGGAGGCAGAAAAGAAGGAGAUGGAGUCCUGUGUCUCAGAGGCUGAGAAGGAAUGUCCAGGAGUGGAUCACCGGGAGAAGAAAUACAAAGCUCACAGGCAGUUUGGUGAUCGACGGGGAGGGGUAAUCAGCGCCCGCACCUACUUCUAUGCUGAUGAGGCCAAGUGUGAUCAUCACAUGGAAACCUUUAUCAAGUGCAUUGAGGCAUCAGGUGGCAGCUCAGAAGAUGGCUUCUCAGCAAUCAAGCUUACUGCCCUUGGUAGGCCUCAGUUUCUGCUCCAGUUCUCAGAGGUCCUGGUGAAAUGGAGGCGAUUUUUUAACCUGUUGGCAGCAGACCAAGGAAAAGUUGGCCUAGCUGCUCUGGAGGUCAAGCUGGAGAUGAAGCAGCUGGAGGAAAGCCUGGCGAAGCUGGGCAUUCUGGCCAAGGAAGAAUCCCAGAACUGGUUUACAGGAGAAAAUCUCGGUUUUAAAGGUACUGUGGAUCUGCUCGAUUGGAACAGCUUGAUUGACAGUCGAAUGAAGAUCUCCAACCUGCUGCUUAUCCCAAACCUUGAGACUGGACAACUGGAACCACUUCUGAGUAGAUUUACUGAUGAAGAGGAGAAGCAGAUGAAAAGAAUGCUGCAGAGAAUGGAUGUUUUAGCCAAGGAGGCUCUGAGGCAUGGAGUUCGGCUGAUGGUGGACGCUGAGCAGACAUACUUCCAGCCAGCCAUUAGCAGACUGACUCUGGAAAUGCAGCGCAAGUUUAACACCGAGAAGCCCAUCAUUUUCAACACCUAUCAGUGCUACCUUAAGGAAGCUUAUGACAAUGUCUCGGUGGAUGUGGAGCUGUCUCGACGUGAAGGGUGGUAUUUUGGUGCCAAACUCGUCCGGGGAGCUUACAUGUACCAAGAAAGGACCCGUGCUGAAGAGAUUGGUUAUGAAGACCCUAUCAAUCCAACCUAUGAGGCUACCAAUAAUAUGUACCAUCGAUGCUUGGAUUAUGUUCUGGAAGAGAUCCACCACAACAGAAAGGCAAACGUUAUGGUGGCAUCGCACAAUGAGCAGACCGUCAAAUUCACCCUCAACAGGAUGAAUCAGCUGGGCAUCCAUCCAUCUGAGAAUAAAGUGUACUUUGGUCAGCUGCUGGGGAUGUGUGACCAGAUCAGCUUCCCUCUGGGCCAAGCUGGCUAUCCAGUCUACAAGUAUGUUCCAUAUGGCCCAGUUAAUGAGGUGAUGCCGUACUUAUCAAGAAGAGCCCAGGAGAACCGGGGUAUGAUGCAGGGGGCACAGCGGGAGAGGAGUCUGCUUUGGGCAGAGCUGACGCGCCGGCUUUUCGGUGGGGAGCUGCUCCACACUCCAAGACCCUGACUCCAAGUCCAAGGCUGUUGAUCAUUCUUGUUCCAGGAAUUCCAGUCUUCUGCAGAGAUGGAGACAGGAGUGGUACUAAAAAGCUCCAGUAAUGCACCUUCCCUACCUGUGUGCCUGCUGCCCUGUCUAUGCCAUUUCUCACCUUUCAUUAUCGUAUACCAUGCAGAUGCCUCCUUGCUGUCUUAAAACAUUUUUGGUUGAAAUGCAGUUUUGUCCGGAGUGUGUCGGGGUGGCCACUGCCAGUGUUUUUUGAUUAUUACAUUUGACCUUUUUCUAGUAUUCUGGAGGAAUUGUGCCUUAUUGGAAUGGGGUCACCCCGCAGCUGCCUUGCCCUUUCUUUUGCUUGUCUCACAGCUGCUUCCUUUUCCCACUUCCAUGACUGUUUUGCCGAUGUACCAGUUUGCCCUUUAUUCCUUAAGGUGGAAUGACUUCUCAUUACGUUACUCAGCCCAUUACAAAUGGAAUGUUUUUACCAAAGCCGUGGAAAAUCUCCGUGACAAAUUGUCAUGCGUCAGCAGUGUGGCACUCCACAUCGGAAGAUCUGACAGGCCUUCUAUUUUUGCACUUUAGUUGAUGCCCUGUAAUUAGGCGGACUGCUUUUAUUUAACUGACUAUAAGGAUUUGUAUCACGUUUUUCUGUAAUUAAUUUUUUUUUUUUUUGCUUAUUCAAAUGCAAGGAAAGAUCCGUUCAGACAUGGAGUCCUGUGUGAGACCUCUCUAGCAGUUUCAUCUGGUUUGCCCCGUUGUGCAUUUGCUUUUGAAGCCACACAAUUAAAACACCGUUAACCUUUCUUUUUCUGCAUAAUUUAAGACUUGACUGCCACGUUAUUCAUUUUGCUGUUUUUCUUCUCGUUCAAAACUCCAAUCAGUGUUGAGUCGCAGGGGCCAUUCAGAUUAUGUCUAUGGUGGGCCGCUUUUGUAGAUAUUAUUUUUAACACUGUGUUCUAAUUGUGCGUGGCAGCGUGUUAACCUAACAAGGUGUCCUCAUAAUCGUUCAGGCUGAUUUUAAUCACUCAGGCUCGGAGAAGUCACCAAAAACGGGAUGAUGGGCCACUCAUGGAUGUCUUCCACAAUGUUUCUGUGCAGUGGCACUAAGAGGGCAGGUGUAAUGAUGGGGAGGAGAUGGGUAAAUGGUUUGGCCUGCCUGGGUAUCCGUUUUUCACAUACUUCUUAUUUUUAUUAAUAAAAAUGAAUCAGUAUUUCUAGAA